This is a messenger RNA of Pipistrellus kuhlii (Kuhl's pipistrelle), 3505 nucleotides long. RefSeq names its product Kruppel like factor 14 (gene KLF14). The transcript has a single exon. The record is from RefSeq and is a predicted model, not a curated record. Gene Ontology annotation, molecular function: DNA-binding transcription factor activity, RNA polymerase II-specific; RNA polymerase II cis-regulatory region sequence-specific DNA binding. NCBI's taxonomy places the organism in Eukaryota, Metazoa, Chordata, Mammalia, Chiroptera, Vespertilionidae. Bases 97 to 1101 code for a protein of 334 amino acids. Gene Ontology annotation, biological process: regulation of transcription by RNA polymerase II.
GGGACGGACGCGCUGGAGAACUCGCCCGCUCGCGGCCGGCCGCGCUCAGCCCGCGCUCGCCGGCGGCCCCGGGGCGGCGGCAGCGGCGGGGCCAGCAUGUCAGCGGCCGCCGUGGCGUGCCUGGACUACUUCGCGGCCGAAUGCCUGGUGUCCAUGUCCGCGGGCGCCGUGGUCCACCGCCUCCCGCCGCAGGACCCCGAGGGCGCGGGGGAAGCCGCGGGCUCCGAGGUGGGUGCGGCGGCGCCGCCGGAGUCCGCUCUGCCUGCGGGCGCGGGACCACCGCCGGGACCCGCGGCGGCGGCGGUGCCCCUGCCUCUCCAGGUCCCCGCCCCCGGCCCCGGCGCGUGCGGCGCCGCGCCCCACCUGCUGGCAGCGAGCGUCCUGGCCGACUUGAGCGCCGGCGCCGGGGAGGGCUUCGGGGAGCCCUCGGGGGAGGCUCUGCGCGCCUCGCCCGGCAUCCUCGACCCCGGCCCGUGCACCGGGCCCACCCCGUGCCUCGAGCCGGCCCUGGCCCCCGACCCGGACGAAGAUUCCUGGCCCGAGGACCUCACCGGCGCGCUCGAGAUCGUAGAGGCACCUGAGGACUCCGGAUCGCCCGCCAGCCUGGAGGGGGCCUCCGGGGCGACCCCUGGCGUGCGCCCGGGCCCUGCCGCGGCCCCGGGGCCCCGCCGACGGCAGGUGACACCCGCAGCCAAGCGCCAUCGCUGCCCCUUCCCGGGCUGCAACAAAGCUUAUUACAAGUCGUCACAUCUGAAGUCCCACCAGCGCACCCACACGGGGGAACGCCCCUUCUCCUGUGACUGGCUCGACUGCGACAAGAAGUUCACGCGCUCCGACGAGCUGGCCCGCCACUACCGGACACACACUGGCGAGAAGCGCUUCUCCUGCCCGCUCUGCCCGAAGCAGUUCUCCCGCAGCGACCACCUGACCAAGCAUGCCCGCCGCCACCCCGCCUACCACCCCGACAUGAUCGAGUACCGGGGGCGCCGCCGCAACCCCCGCGUCCACGCGCAGCCUGCCAGCUUGGUGGACAGCUCCGGCUCCGCGCCCGACGAGGAGUCCAGCCUUACCGCAAGCCUGUCCGACGGUCACUGCUGCUAGUCGUCGUCCCCCAGCGCAGGGACGACCUCCCCCAGCCAUACUACCCCUGCCUUCUUUUCUGCCCAACCUUCUUUCCCGGUGUCAUUCUGCCGAGGCACGCAGACUGGUUCCUCUGCUCCGAGGCUGGGUCCAGACUGGCAUGUUGGACCCUGGGGAGGGACUGGGGGCCUGAACGUAGCAGGAGUUCUUUCGAGACUCGAGACUCGUAGAUCCUCCUGAGAGGGUGGAGGGUUGCCUCAAAGACAACCCUUAGGAACGGAUGAUGAGAAGGAAUGAACAGUCAACCCCCCGUUACUCUCCAGAGUCCUGAAGAUGAUUCUCCUCCCUUCCCUGGAAGCAGAGAUGUGAAACUGGAAUGCUCAGGUGCCUGAGGAGCUCCUGGUCUCCAAGGACUCUGGUGUCUUAUCCGCCCACCAGGGUGGACCUGGAGGAGUGGUAUUAGGUCUUGGGAGUGUCCAGGACUACUGGGAUGGUUGAGAGGCCUUUGGAAACAGAAAUGGUUUCUAUUUCUGUAAACAGCGAUGUUUACUAAUUUAUUUUUAGUGUCUUUUAAACAGGGAUUCCCCAGGUUGAUGGGAGGUUGAAGUCCUCCGCGCCCCAGUUGCCCCAGCUUCCUCUGGUAGGCGAGACCAUGCUAGAGUCCACGCGGAGGUGUGUGGCUGGGAGAUGCUUCUCGGUGUCUGGGGAAUGGUGCGAGUCUGCUUUGCAGGUCCUGUUGCUUGGUUUAGAACCCCGCACUUUUGUAGUAGCCUUUCUUCCCGUGUGGAUUCCUAGGUGGGGAGGGUGACUUCUUGGCUCACCCCCGGGUGAGAUUGGUUUAAAAUUUUGGAAGCAACCAUAAAAAGCACCAGAAAUGAAGGGGCGGUGGUCCAGGCCAGUUCGCCCUUCUCCCAGAGGGUGAACCCAAGUGGCUUUGGGUGAGAAAGAUCCAAAAACAACUUUCAGGGAAAUAGUGCGUGUGGUUCUGGCUGCCCACUCCGAGGAAUCUCAGGUGUGGUAGGUUCUGUUCAUUUCGUAAUGGCGAACGAGGGGGUUCUUUUUCUUUUGGGAUCUGUGCAUUUUUGGUUCAGCAACAGUGCGUUGGUAGUUUGAGGAGGGGAAGGAAGGUGAGAGUGGCUUCUUCCAAAGAGCUGGCUGCCCUGGAUUUGGGGGAAGGAAAUGCCAGGUGAAAGCUAUUAUCCAAUAAAAGGACCCUUUCCCCACCCCCUCCCGGACCCUUGAAGUUAUACCCUCAGGACCCCUCUUUCCUAGUGCAGACGUGAGCAUCAACAGUAUUUAUUUUUUCUAAGUGUAUCUCUGCUGCUAUGAUGAAAUUGUCUGCCACUUUGCUUCUGUGUAUGUGAAUGUGUAUACGUGUGACCCUUUCGUUAGAGACGGGGCUGGAAGGCAGUUCCUGCUCUGGUAAGGUUCUCCUCGGCCCCCUCCUGAAAGUCUUGUAAUAGUCUGUGAGUCACGCUUUGUGGAGGAUGCCUUAAUCUCAAAGAACUGUAACCGGCAUCUCGUUGACAAACUGCUUUCCGCUCGUUUGCAGAUGAAGACACUGAAACCUAGCUAGAUAAGCUUAAAGUCACGUGCUAAGUUGCUGGCAAAAGCCAUGGCUAGACGUUAGGUACCUGCUUUCUAAGUGAUUCCCCUCAGGCUUGGUUGUCCUAUCUGCUUUCUCUCUGGGGGUCAGUGGAACCCCUCCCUCCUUUCCUGCCACCAGAUCCCCUCUUUCCCGAUUCUCUAUCGUUUCUGUGUUCCUUCAAGUGUUUGGUCCCCGCUGAAUUCUUUGCUUGUUGUGUUUAACCCGAAAGCCCUUUCCUUAGCAGGUUGAGUUCAUUUCCUCCUUCCACAUCAUGUGGACGUAGAGUGGGAAUGACUCUGACGUCUUGGGAGAUAUUUUAUCUGUUGAUCCGGCAGGUUACUUUUCAAUGUCAAUUCUAUUCUAUUCUCUUUCUGGUUGUGGGUGUUCCAGCAUCCUCAAGAGAGUGAGCGAUAUGAACCUGACAUUGGGACUCUACUAAGUGCUCAUGUACUAAGCGAGGGAAAGGUCCUUAAGAAGGAUGCAGAGGCUGUGGCCUGUGACUCUGAAGAUGCUUAUUGUUUCCUGAUGUGGACUCAGCAGGGAAGGUGGCUCUCUCCUUGGGUUACAUCUGGGAAAAGGAGGCUCCCAAUUGUGGAGGUGGGUUUGGUGGUGGGAAGAGUCCUCCCUUUGCUCUGUUUGUCUCCUCAGCUGGAACUGGGUAGGAAGGGCGAUCCAGGCCCCUUGAGGACUAUGAUUUUCCCUUUCAGUAGAAGAUCUGCCAUUGGGUAGGUGGACCAAUGAAGUUAACAGGAGAGACUCCCACUGACUGUUCUGGAAUCUGGCUCAAAAAGUUUGGCUUUUCCGACUACCCUUUGAUAAAUAACUUUUCAUUCUCAA